Oryza brachyantha (malo sina) is the source of this 1225-nucleotide messenger RNA. RefSeq lists its product as uncharacterized. Bases 262 to 795 code for a protein of 177 amino acids. NCBI's taxonomy places the organism in Eukaryota, Viridiplantae, Streptophyta, Magnoliopsida, Poales, Poaceae. The transcript is spliced from 5 exons. The record is from RefSeq and is a predicted model, not a curated record.
AAGAUUGUUCUCAUAGCCGCAGAUCAUAGUGCUAGCACGACAUUCAUCCUUUUUGGGAAAACAGCACAACGACUUGUUCGCAGACCUGUUGAGUCUCUAAUCGAAGAAAACCCGCCUGAUAAGGAUUUUCUACCAGAUGAAAUAUUAAAUCUUGUUGACCAAUCUUGGAAUGUGAGUUAUACACAGGAGGCCCUGAGGAGAAACCAAGAAUCACUGUAGGUCAACGGUAUCAUUUCCUCAGGCUCCUUAUCUACCCCACUCAUGCUGAUGAGUCCAUCCAGUUCCCACUCAGCAUCAGCCAAUGCAUCGGCAGAUUCAUCCUCCUCUUUGAAAGCACCGGCAUCGACAAGCGAAACGGCAGGGCCAUCGCACAUAUUAGACAGUGAUAAAGAGAUUACUGCGCUGCAGGACAGUCCAUCAACAUCCUUGAAAGCCUCUGUCAUUUCCACAGGACAACUGACACCAACAAGCAAACUCACCUCAGUAGACCUAGCAAAGAAAAAAGGUCUUGUCUCAAUCUGUCCAAAGCCAUCGCCACUGCCACAACCAUCCAAUGAUCCAAAGAAAUCUGCUACCUCUAAAACAUACGCUCAAAAAGAAACCUAUCAUGCAUCUCCUGCUACAACACACAUAUCUGCGCCUCAAAAGAAGGACUCAAUAUCACAAGAUGAUGAUCAGCCUGCCCAAUCAUCUGCAACUGGCAAGCCAUCUACCAAGAAAAGGGCACGAUCUCUGUCUCCAUCUGCACCUGUUAAAAAGCUAUUCAAACAAAGCGGUACUGAACCAAGCAACUAAAAAGCCCUUCACAGAGGCUGGAGAGUAUUUUGGGGCCAUGUAUAUAUUCUACCUUGCUACAUACCAGAAAGUCGACAGGCACCAUGCAAUCACUGCUAUAUUGCGCAUGCUCUACUAUAUAUCGUGCAAAAUACCUUGUCUGGCCAUACUUUCUUUUGCUCAAAACCUCUCUGUACUGAAAUGCCUUGUAUGACUAUAGUUCCUUUUGCUAGAAACGUCUUUGUAUUUUGUGUACAUACUAGCCUUGCACUUUACGUGCAUACCAACUUAUUAGUUAGCAGUGCCACUCUAUCCAAUAUCAUGAAUGCAUGUAUGAUGCAUUAUCCAAUAUCAUGUAUGCCUCUAUCUUGCACUUUAACCGUCUGCACGCCAUCUACAUGCAACCAUUCGUAUCCUUUGAAUGCAUCCUGGAUGAAGGAAAAAAUUUCUC